AUGGACUUGCUGAUAGCCGCUCUUCGCACAAACGAUCAGAAGACUCGAGAGUUGCUGUGGCAAGAGCAAGCUUUGAAACCCUUCCAGCACAUUAGAGCCGAGCUGACGGUGACUGAGAGGAAUAUCGUUUUGAGAGGGACAAGGCUGGUGAUUCCGGAGAAAGCACGGUUGAAAAUCGUUCAGUUGGCACACCGAGGUCACCAGGGCGUCGUAAAAACCAAACAACUGAUCCGAGAAAAAGUUUGGUUCCCUGGGGUCGAUAGGAUGGUCGAGACUGCCGUCAAGAACUGUGAGGCAUGUCAGAGAACGGUAGACGGGGGAAGAAUUUCACCGUUAAAGAUGACACCGCUGCCGGACGGCCCGUGGCAGUCCCUGGCGGCGGACUUCGCUGGUCCUUUGCCUGGCAACAAAUACUUACUGGUAGUAGUAGACGAAUACUCACGGUUCCCCGUGGUCGCAACGUUGUCGUCGCUGACUGCCAAGUCUGUCACAGGAAAGCUUAACGACAUCUUCACAGUGCAUGGGCUGCCUUACGUUCUCAGGACGAACAACGGCCCUCCCUUCUUUAGCAAUGAGUUCGCAGAAUUCUUGGACAACAACGGAAUUCGCCACCAAAAGACUACGCCACUGUGGCCGCAGGGCAACGGCGAAGUGGAGAGAUUUAUUAAGAACGUCAAGAAGACGGUGAAGGCCGCCGGGGUUCAGGGACAGCUAUGGAAGGAGGCGCUCAGCGAAUAUCUUUUGAAUUAUCGGGCCACGCCACAUUCAACUACCGCCGUAACUCCAGCGGAGCUCUUGUUUGGGAGGAAGAUUCGGACAAAGUCACCCCAACUGCAAGAGGCGCAACGCCAAGAAAAGCUACGGCAAAGAGACCGACUAAAGAAAGCAAAGAUGAAGGCCUACGCCGACGAGAAGCGUCACGCCGAACCUCAUGAUUUUCAAGAGGGAGAGAGUGUCCUACUGAAACGGUCUUCCCCGUUGUCUCAUGAGUCGCAGUACGAGCAUCGUCCGUUUACGGUAACACGAGUUCAAGGUUCAGCGAUCACUGCCGAGUGUGGGAACAAGCGGAUUGUUCGAAAUGCCAGUUACUUCAAGCGCAUUCCCCGUCGACGUGCAAAUGGGCCGGACGAGUGGGACGUAACUGACGAUUUGACACGGACGUGGAAAGAACAAAGUGGACACGUGGAAACACCAACGGUGGAACAAGAAGCCCAGGAUGCUUCAAACGAGCCACAUCUGGAUUCCGCCUCCAAUUUGGCCGAGGAGACGCCGCAACUUGAAGGCAGGCGGUAUCCACUUCGGGGGACUCGUUCAAACCCGCCAAAGCGAUAUCAAGACUUUGUGAUGAAGUGA
Messenger RNA from Ornithodoros turicata, 1353 nucleotides. RefSeq lists its product as uncharacterized. The coding region runs from base 1 to 1353 and encodes 450 amino acids. The record is from RefSeq and is a predicted model, not a curated record. Gene Ontology annotation, molecular function: nucleic acid binding. NCBI's taxonomy places the organism in Eukaryota, Metazoa, Arthropoda, Arachnida, Ixodida, Argasidae. The transcript has a single exon. Gene Ontology annotation, biological process: DNA integration.